AUGUCUGGGCUAUUGGACGAUGUCUUUGGCGGCGCGGAUGCUGGAUCUGAUUCUGAUACUAUUGUCGAUCCCAAUACAGAUUCUACAACUACUGCCAUCCACGACGCGGACGCGUUAGAUACUACCAUGGCCGAACGCACGUCCACCACCGGCAUCUCUUCGACGAGGAGCGGGACAUCCUCUGCUGUGUCGACCAGUGCUGCAAGGACCAGCACCGUCUCAUCCUCUGCUACAUCCAGUCGCGCAACGUCUUCUGUAUCAAGCAGACGAGUCUCGUCGAGCACUUCCUCUUCUGCUGCGCGUUCUUCUGCUGUGACUUCCUCUCGAAGAUCGAGUGCUGUCUCCUCCUCCGCUACCAGCUCGCGAGUCAGCUCGACCAGCUCGUCUCGUACCUCUUCUGCGCGAACUUCUACCACUUCUUCUCGAACUUCGAGUACCAGAAGCAGGCAUUCUUCUACCUCUUCUUCCGAAACCGAUUCGGCCACUUCGACAGACGCCUCCAGCACUCUGGCAACCACUUCAAGCAGCUCUGCGACCUCCAGCGCGACUGCCGGGCUCGGUAACGCCAACUCCGGUAGCAGUUCCAACGGCUCCAGCCUCAGCACCGGGGCUAUUGUUGGUAUUGUCAUUGGAUGUGUGGUCGGUGUUGCUUUGCUGUUCCUUUUGGCCACUCGAUUCGUGAGGCAGAAGCGAAGGAAUGACAGGAUGAAGAGGAGGAGCUCGAUGUUUGACUGGCCUGCCGGUGCCGAAGCUCCUGCUGAGAGCUACGAGAAGCCCCAAUACAACCCUCCGUCCGAAUCUUUCGCCAUGUCCGAAGCGAACGCUCAAAACCCGCAAUCCGUCUCUUACCCCACCACCGACACUUACGCCGCCGUCCCCGCCGAAUCCUCCACUCCCAUGUCUUACAUGGAGCGACACAACCCCCAAGCGAGCUACAGCAACAGUUACCGAAACUCGUUCCAGGCCGUCCCUGGGUUGGCGCCGAGUUAUCCGCCUGGUACGCAGAUGCAGCCCGGGCAGGUUUAUCCUCAGCAAGGUGCAGGGUCUGGGUAUGGGGCUGCUGCUGCGGGUGCUGGGGCGGCGGGUGUAGCUGGUGUGGGGGCUGCUGCCGCCCACGGGUCUCCUUCUGGUGCACCCGCUGCCGGCGCGCCUGCGAGAAACGUUGCGCCCAACUCUUGGGUCGCUGUCAAAGUUGGCUUUGUCCGCUCUCUCGACGAUGAGCUCGCUGUCACGCCGGGCCAGAAACUUUUCCUGCACGACAUCUACGACGACGACUGGACGCUCUGUGAGGACGAACAGCACAAUAAGGGUGCAGUACCCGUUUCUUGUCUCGGACCUCUUGCUGGCGGCGGUGCUGCGCCAAUCGGACAGGCCUUGCAGAGGACAGCGAGUCAUCAGAGCACUCGCAGGGAGAGUCUCGCGCCUGCCGCUCAGCAAUAA
Molecule: messenger RNA, 1440 nt
Organism: Cryptococcus wingfieldii CBS 7118
Lineage: Eukaryota; Fungi; Basidiomycota; Tremellomycetes; Tremellales; Cryptococcaceae
Exons: 5
Coding region: 1-1440 (479 amino acids)
Molecular function (GO): protein binding
Source: RefSeq, a predicted model, not a curated record